AUGGAUACUUCUGAACCAUCACAAGAGCAAGAUCAGAGAUCAGGUACUCCCCAACCUCAGUCGCAACCCCAACAGCAACAGCCGAGGAAUUCACACUUGUCAUUUCCGCGGCUGCUGGGGAAGCCAAGUAUCCCCCACGCAAGGCAACAUCACCAUCACCAACACCACCAGCAUGGUUGUGGCUCAUUUCGCGCACAGCCACAACAACCUAUUCGACGAUCUACGCAAUCAAUUGAUGAGCCCAAAACACCCCUCACUGCUAUUCCUACAGCUGCUGCUCCCGCUGUUCCUACAAAUGCUGCUUCUGCUGCUUCUGCUCCCGCUGCUGCUUCUGCUUCUGCUCCCGCUGCUUCUUCUCAUGGAACGUUUUCUAAUUUCCAAAUUCCCAGCGAUAUACUAAAGAACCUAACUCCAAUUAUCAAGUCACCGCCCAGAGACAAGACUAUACAUAAUACAAGAAGAAAGACGUUUGUGCGCAAUGUUCAAUUAAGAUUGAAUGCUCAAAAUAACAAAGUUGACAAGCAAAUUAGACGUGUCAAGCAAGAACAAAUGAAGUUGAUUCAACUUCAAUCUGAAAAGCUAAACAACCAAUUGGAAAAUGCAAGGUAUAGGCGAAGAGAGUAUCUUGAUUCAAUUCGGGAAAAAGCCGUGAAAUGUAUAAGUAACAGGUGUCAAGGUUCCAUCAAAAAGGAAGCUGAAAACUUGUUAAUCUUUCAUCUUGAAAAUUCUGCUGGCCAUCAUUCAGAUUGGAAACGGGUGAAGCGGAUUUGUCAGAUUAUGCCAUGCAUUGUGCCCUUUAUCAGAUCCCUACAGAACCGAGCAAAAGAGUAUAUCUUUAUCAAGCACACAAAGUUUAUCAAACAAGCAUUAUUUUUGACCAAAUUCGAGGAAAUGUCAUUUGGCCAAGUAUUGACUAGUCUUAAUUCAGAGUCAAGUAUUAAAAUCAGUCUCUGCUAUAUCUUGCAGUACUUGAGGAUUACACGAAACCCAUACGAAACAAGGUCAUUUCUUUACUGCUUCAUUAUGAUUUCUGACUUUAAAGAUUGCAUGGAGAAUGGUCCCAACCAUCCUGGUUUCAAUUGUAACUACUCCACUUUUAAAUCUCAAAACGGUAAUGGUGGUGGUGGUGGUGGUAGUGAUGGUGAUAAAAUCAGCUUUUUUAAUAAUUGCGUUUGGGUUAUGCUUUAUAAGAUUUGUAAUUGCAUGAUUGAAGAGUUUAAGGUUGUGGUUGAUUUGAAAUGUGUCACCUCCAAAUUUAACGACUUUUGGAAAGAUUUCAAAUUCAUAUUUAGAAUUUUUAAAUGGAAUCACUUAAAGGGGGUAAAAAGUCUACUAUAUGAGUCUAUAUCUAUUGCGGAUGAGCAAUUGCUGAUUUUGCAAAAUAAUGAAGAAGAUGAUGAUCAAGAGAGUUUGGCUUUUAUAAACCAACAACGUGCGAAAUUGAACUUGGAAUUAUCGCUAUUGAAUAGAUACAAUGUUCAAAACUUGAAACAGUUUAACGAAUUGGAUAAAGUUGUUGAGUUUACCAAUUCAAUGAGUCGGUAUAUUGACGACUUGUAUUUGCAAUUACCUGAAUCCACUGUUCCCAGUUUUAUACAAAACAAACCAAAUUUCAUUUGCUUUGACACUAGAAAAUUUUACAUUCCUGAGAUGUUUCCAGUGGAUAAGUGGAGAAGCUAUUGGAUAACUCUAUAUUUUCACGAGUACCAAAAUAAACGGACGUUUCCAAAAAAGUUGAAGAGCGGUUAUUUGGGAGAAGUGGAGCCGUCAACUAAGAGAAAUCUAGAUUAUAUUGCACUUGUUGAUUCUAUACUAGACAUUGAUACACUAGACUUGAGUAAGGUGUUUGAGUACCUUUACGAUUUUUACUUGGAGUUUUCAAAUUCGAUUCAUUCGUUACCACAUAUUAGUAACUCAAUAAAGGACAUUUACAAAAUUGAAAAAUUGAUUAGUCAUUACAGUGACACCAACAUAGGCAAACUAUUUCAGUUUGAUGGCAAGAUGGAUGCACAAGAUCCAACUCACAUAAAGUACCAUGUUAUAACCCAAUGGGUCAAAAAGUGUCAAUUUGAUAAGUUGGACGACUUUACAAUAUUUGAAAACCUUUACCUUGUGGUUUCUAGUGACAAUUUCAAGAAUCUAAGGUAUUCGAUAUUCACCCAGAACCCUAAUUUGCUAUUCCCCAACUUUUACAAGGUGUUAAUGCAAAUGGGACUAUACAAUGUCCUGUUUGAUGAUGAGCAGCAGGUGAAGAAUAUUAUCAAUGCAUCAAUCAAAACUCGUAUCAAACAAUUGUUUACCAAGAAAUCAUAUCAUAUCGCAAGAGCAGCCAAUUUUUUCAACCAUGUAUUCAAUUAUAUGAUAAUAUAUCAAACCACGCAACCAAAUGAACUCAAUUCUAAUUUCAAGUUGCAGUUUGACACUUUUUCUCAAAGAUUGAAUAAAUUGAUUGAUUUGAAUUGUUUAGCAGUGAUGUAUCGAGCCUUUACAGGUGUAGAGAUGUCUCGACCUACAUUACAAGCAGCUUAUGCAUCUCUUGACAAUUUAUCUGAUAAACAUUUUAUUGCAUACUUUAAAACUCAUUCAUCUUCAAUAAGGCUGUUACUUUGUAAGAAAUGGCUCGAUGCUAUGGGGAAAGAAGAUGGUAUUAGUGAAGUAUUGGACAUUUUCAAGCAUUGUUUUUAUUAUUUGCAAGAAGCUGAGAUGUUAUCAAGAGAGAUUUCACAAUUUAAUUCUUUUUUGUAUUUGCUUUAUCGGCCUAUUUUGAAUUGGAUAUAUGAGGAUAUAGGAAUGAGCUAG
Lodderomyces oxycetoniae is the source of this 2799-nucleotide messenger RNA. RefSeq lists its product as uncharacterized. The transcript has a single exon. Bases 1 to 2799 code for a protein of 932 amino acids. The record is from RefSeq and is a predicted model, not a curated record. Lineage: Eukaryota; Fungi; Ascomycota; Pichiomycetes; Serinales; Debaryomycetaceae.